Molecule: messenger RNA, 1800 nt
Organism: Branchiostoma floridae (Florida lancelet)
Lineage: Eukaryota; Metazoa; Chordata; Leptocardii; Amphioxiformes; Branchiostomatidae
Product: sialate O-acetylesterase-like
Exons: 9
Coding region: 29-1615 (528 amino acids)
Biological process (GO): carbohydrate metabolic process
Molecular function (GO): sialate O-acetylesterase activity
Source: RefSeq, a predicted model, not a curated record
UGCGUGGGCCUCCUACUACAGUGACCACAUGGUCCUACAGAGGGAACCUAGCCGUGCGGUUAUCUGGGGUUACGGUGACGUCGGCGCUAACGUCACAGUCUCUGUGUACCCCAGCGAGAAGGGGAAAGUCUACCAAUCGAUAGUGCAGACGGGUCCUGCGGGUAAGGGAGUGUGGAAGGUGACUCUAGACGCCAUGCCGGCGGGGGGACCGCACACCGUGGAGGCCGUGCAGACUGCUGCGGGGCAGAGACUGUCCUUGGUGCUGAAGGACGUGCUAUUCGGGGACGUGUGGCUGUGCAGCGGACAGAGCAACAUGGUUUUUACUAUGAAAUAUACUACCAACGCCAGUGCUGAGAUCGCCCGCGCUGCUGACUAUCCCCACAUCCGGCUGUUCACGGCUGACCUGGUGAGGUCUGACUCCCCGCUGUACGACUUACAGUCCAUCCUGCAGCCGUGGGCCGUGGCAAGUCCUGCUAAAGCUAAUACGAGGGUUCAGAAUAAACUUAACAAAACACCGUCCGUCCCAGAAAGCAUAUCGGGUCCGUCCAACGCCACCUUCAACCGGGGCUACUUCUCGGCGGUGUGCUGGUUCUUCGGGCGGGACCUGUACGACAACAUCACCGUGCCCAUCGGGCUGGUCGUGUCGGCGUACGGAGGGACUUGCGUCGAAGCCUGGUCCCCUCCGGAGGUCAUAAAGACCUGUAAUAUCACGUCUGACAUAAACAGAGUGGACAAAGCUAUCAACAAACCACCGGCCAGCCAUCUUGGAAUUGGUGAGGACAGCUGGGAAGCUGACGUCAUAGACAUAACAAACCACCCGCGGCUGCACAACUCUGCUCUCUGGAACGCCAUGAUUCACCCUAUUCUCAACAUGACUCUGAAGGGAGUCAUCUGGUAUCAAGGUGAGGCAAAUGCUGUGUAUAACGAGACCGAUGUUUACGGCUGCUUGUUUACUAACAUGAUCAGCACGUGGAGAUCUGGGUUCCAUCUGGGGUCCGGCAGACAGACUGAGUCGGUCUUUCCUUUUGGAUUCGUUCAGCUGUCAGUCAGUUCCACAGAGGACUUUCCCGAACUGCGCUGGAGCCAGACCAACGGUUAUGGUUCUGCACCCAAUCCCGACAUGCCCCGCGUCUUCAUGGCUGUGGCCAUGGAUCUAGAAAGGUCACAUGCAGCUGGUGUCCAUCCCCGGGACAAGCAGGACGUGGGGAGUCGCCUGCUGCUGGGGGCCCGUGCCGUGGCGUACGGGGAGGAUGUCGUCUUCCAGGGCCCGCUGCCUACUGCCGUGAAGGUCAGCUCAUCAGCGAACACCAUGGACGUGCUCUACAACAUGACUAUGGGCGGUACGCUCAGGCUGGAAGUUAGAAAUCCCGAUGGAUUUGAGAUUUGUUGCUCCAGUCAGGAGAAUAGCUGUGAACCGACUUCCUCCACGUGGAUGCCAGCAAAGAUUAUUGGUCACACUGAGAGCACGGUCACCGUCUCUACCUCCACGUGUGCCAAGCACGUGACGUCCUGGCGAUAUGAGUGGGCGCCGACUCCCUGUCUAUUCAAACAGUGCGCGAUCUACUGCCAGGAGACCCAGCUGCCGGCGCCGCCAUUCAAGGGGAAAGUUUCCUGAACAAUAAGAUAACCGGUAACACCACCUGUAUGGCUAGCAGCAGUUACUACAGGUGUUCAUUCACAUAAUUCAAUUACUUGCAAUACUGAAUGACACCCACAGUACAUUCUAGUACUUAUUUCUAGUUCUGAGAGCUGCUUAAAUCGACGGUGCAAUGGAAUGUCAAAACUCGCGUUGCUUUUAUC